AGCAACCAGCACUGUAGCUAGGAUACUGACAACUGUUUAAAAUUUGACGUUUCAUAAAAAUGUUGGAUGACGAAGAGGAAGAAAUUCAUGUGCCCAUUAAUAACGAUCUAGAGCGUAGAAUUGCCGACGCCUUUGAAGUUUUCGACCAUGCAGGUAACAAAACAGUAGAUGUGCGCGAAGUGGCAACCAUUGUGCGUGCUUUGGGUUGUUGUCCAACUGAAGCUGAAAUUCAGGAAAUUCUAAUGGUUGUUGAAAAUCCCGAAUCUCCUGGAAGUGUACAUCUGGCUAAUUUUUUACCACACAUUUCGCAAAUUAUCACCGAACACAAAUAUCAACCUGCAAGUCCUGCCCAACUUUUAGAAGCUUUUCAAGUAUUGGACAAUGAAGGUAAAGGUUUUCUAACAAAAGAACGUAUUUCGACACUUAUGACGCAAGAUGGUGAGCCGUUUACACAAGACGAACUUGAUGAAAUGCUUGAAAUUGCUAUUGAUCCACACACUCAAACUGUGCCGUACGAAUAUUACAUCAAUCAGUUAAUGCACGAACUUGAAGGAGAAAAAGAUAUAUAUAAAUUAGGUGAUCGCGUUCUUGAAGAAAAUCCACCACCUCCUCCUCCCCCUCCAGCCCGAAGGCUGUCCGAAUUCCUACACGAUUUGUCUGUUCCUGAAUUUUAAAAAAAUAACACACUCGAUACUCCCACCUGUUUUAUUCUUUUUUUUUUAAAUUCACAAUUUCGAAAAAACUAUAUCUUUCUGCUUAGUAGCUUGAGCAACUGUUGCUGUUGCAAAGUCUUCACUCUGUAGCAUUAGCUGA
Messenger RNA from Tribolium madens (black flour beetle), 813 nucleotides. RefSeq names its product dynein regulatory complex protein 8. Bases 60 to 674 code for a protein of 204 amino acids. The record is from RefSeq and is a predicted model, not a curated record. The transcript has 4 exons. Gene Ontology annotation, molecular function: calcium ion binding. NCBI's taxonomy places the organism in Eukaryota, Metazoa, Arthropoda, Insecta, Coleoptera, Tenebrionidae.